AUCAAAACCAACCUGCCUCUGUUUGUCUUCGGCUCAGUUGCAUCGCCGACGCUUGCUGUGUCUCUCUGUACACACACGACUGCAUCAUGAUUCUUAAUUUUUACCAAGCAUCCAAUAUUCCCUUUGGGGGGUUGUCAUUUGCUAUCCCCCUUCUGCUCCUCCUCCUCCUCUUGGGCAACCGUGUCAGGGCCUGCUACAAGCCCGGAUUGCGAUCUCUACCAGGGCCAUUCAUCGCCUCUGUCACGAAUUUAUGGCGUUUGGUAGACGUGGCGCGAGGAAACCACCAUGACACCCUGAUCAACUUGCAUCGAAAGUACCAGUCGAAGCUCGUUAGGAUCGGCCCCAACGCCGUGUCUGUGGCGGAUCCUGAGGCCGUGAGGAUCAUAUACGGAUUGAAAUCCGGCUUCAUCAAAACAGACUUCUACACAGUCCAACAGAGCCUUAGCCAAGGAAGGCCCUUGGAGAAUCUGUUCAACACCCGUAAUGAAGACUUCCAUGCGGCCAUCCGGCGGCCAAUCGCGAACGCAUACAGCAUGACCACCCUGCUCAAGUACGAACCAUUUGUCGACACCACGUCGAGGGUGUUCUUGCAGAGACUGAAUGAGCUCUAUGGAGACACGGGGAAGGCCUGUGACUUGGGCACAUGGCUGCAGUACUAUGCAUUCGAUGUCAUCGGAGAGAUGACCUUCAGUAAGCGCCUCGGCUUCCUGGAGACGGGCAGCGAUGUCGGCGGCAUCAUCAAGGAUCUUGAAUGGAGGCUGAACUACUUUGCGUGGUGCGGGCAAAUACCAAUUCUGGACAAAUUCCUCGUCAAAAGUCCGAUCGCAGUCCGCAUGAUGCCUUCAAAUCACGUCGUCAAAUUCACACUUGACCUUGUGAACGACCGGCUCGCACACCCUUCCGAGAGGCAGGAUUUCCUCGACAUGUUCCUGAAGGCCAAGGAAGAGCAUCCGGACCUGGUGAACGAUCGCCAGGUCACCUCGUACAGCGUGACCAACAUCUUCGCGGGUAGCGACACCACCGCCAUCUCCCUCCGGUCUGUAUUCUACCACCUGCUGAAGAAUCCCCCGACGCUACGCAAGGUUGUGGAGGAGAUCGACAGCGCCGUCGACGGGAGAGAUUGCUUGCAAGAGCCCAUCUCGUUUGCCGAAUCCAACAAAAUGCCUUACCUGCAGGCGGUGCUAAAAGAAGCAAUGCGUGUUCACCCAGCCGUGGGGCUGCUCUUGGAGCGGCUAGUGCCCAGUGGGGGAUGCAAGAUAGCCGGCACCUGGCUCCCCGAGGGUACGACCGUUGGUAUCGAUCCCUGGGUGCUGCAUCGGAACAAGCAAGUGUAUGGCGAGGACGCCGACGUGUUCCGGCCGGAGCGGUGGCUCGAAGCCGACGCGGAGACAUUGAAAGUCAUGGACAGGUCCUUUUUGGCUUUUGGGUCCGGGGCUCGCACGUGCAUAGGCCGGCACAUCUCGAUGCUUGAGAUGGCCAAGAUCGUCCCGCAACUCUUGUGGGCCUUCGAGCUCGAGCUCGAGAACCCCAAGGCGUCGUGGGAGCUCCAUAAUUACUGGUUCGUCAGACAAACCGGUCUUAACGUAUACUUACGGAAGCGACCGGGGCGUGGUGGGUAUCUUUUCGCGUAGUGUGUAUCUAGCGAUUAUAUUUUACACAUAUUCAUCUAUACCACUUUGCACUGUUGUUAAAUUGUCAGAAGAGGAGACAAUGGGGUAGGCCAGAGGGAUGGGUCAAGACCCAGAGGUCUAGUCCAGGUAGGGCCUUCGCAACG
Phialemonium atrogriseum is the source of this 1774-nucleotide messenger RNA. RefSeq names its product cytochrome P450. The transcript has 6 exons. The coding region runs from base 87 to 1631 and encodes 514 amino acids. The record is from RefSeq and is a predicted model, not a curated record. Gene Ontology annotation, molecular function: oxidoreductase activity, acting on paired donors, with incorporation or reduction of molecular oxygen; heme binding; monooxygenase activity. Lineage: Eukaryota; Fungi; Ascomycota; Sordariomycetes; Cephalothecales; Cephalothecaceae.